UGUCGCUUGCAUUAUCCGUCACUUCCGGUAAGGCAUGAUGGCGUUUUCCUUGACAGGUCCAGCACAUUGAUUUCGACUGAAGAUCAUGGCUCUUCACAGACUGUCUCUCAGGCUUCGGCCAACGGUUGCACAUGUAAGGUCCAUCCAUACCAGCAGAUACGGACGGCAGCAAGAGGCUGCAGCUGUGGAUUCAGAAUCUGAACCCAUAUCAGUCUUCAGAACUCAGGAAAAUGACCCGGCCAGCCAGUCAGAAAAACAAAUUGGACAGUUUUAUACUUUGCCUGCUGAGCACAUCCGCCUUUUGUUUCCUCAUGGCCUCCCCAAACGUUAUCAACAACAGGUGAAAACUUUCAACGAGGCCUGCAUGAUGGUCAGGCAGCCCGCUCUGGAGGCCAUCUCUUACCUAAAGAAAGCAGACUACAGCAAACCUGCUUUAAGAUACUUAUUCUAUGGUGUUAAGGGAAGUGGCAAAACGAUGUCUCUUUGUCACUCGGUCCACUUCUGCUACACACAGGGCUGGGUGGUGCUGCACAUUCCUGACGCCCACCUGUGGGUGAAGAACUGUAAGGAGCUGAUGCCGUCAUCCUAUAAGUCCUCACGCUUUGAUCAGCCGUUGCAGGCGACAUCGUGGUUGCGCAACUUCAAAAUCACCAAUGAACCUUUUCUUUCUAAGAUAAAAAUUAAGCAGCGCUACGUGUGGACAAAGAGGGAAAGCACAGAAGAGGGGCGUCCACUUGGGGAACUUGUGGAUCAAGGCACAUCCCGUGUGAAGAGCAGCAGUGAUGUGGUAGCAGCCGUGAUGAAGGAGCUUAGGCUGCAAAGCGGGCAUCCCGAGAGCAACUUCCGAUUGGCUGUGGCAGUGGAUGGUGUCAAUGCCCUUUGGGGAAAGUCUACUAUUAAGAAGGAGGAUAAGAGCGCUGUGGAUCCAGAAGAACUCACACUGGUCUAUAACCUGAGGAAGUUGUUAAAAAAUGACUGGAUUGGAGGGGCCAUCAUCACCACUCUGUCUCAGACGGGGUCUCUUUACACUCCAAAGUCUGCUUACUUACCUCAGGAGCUCCUGGGAGAGAGGGGGUUUGACAGCAUGGAUCCCUUCAUCCCUCUGUCAGUUCCCAACUACAGCGAGAAGGAGUUUGAGAGUUGUUACCUUUACUAUACAGAGCGUAACUGGCUGCAGCAUCCACAGAGUCGAACAGAGGAAGGGAAGAAAGAGCUCAUCUUCCUGAGCAACAGGAAUCCAACCAUGUUUGACAGACUCUGCGGCUUCUUAUAAAGCCAUGCUUUUCACAGAAGUAAACAUGUAAAUGUCGCUGUAUGGGUAUAAACGCAUAUGCAUUCAGACAUCUAUGUCUUCAUGCAACAUCUAUGUCACUGUGUUUUAUAAAUCAUUACAUUUGUUUAUUAAUAAAAUAUUUAAGGAAAA
Oryzias latipes (Japanese medaka) is the source of this 1423-nucleotide messenger RNA. It is a transcript of the gene dap3, whose product is annotated as death associated protein 3. Gene Ontology annotation, biological process: apoptotic process. NCBI's taxonomy places the organism in Eukaryota, Metazoa, Chordata, Actinopteri, Beloniformes, Adrianichthyidae. The record is from RefSeq and is a predicted model, not a curated record. Gene Ontology annotation, cellular component: mitochondrial small ribosomal subunit; mitochondrial ribosome. Gene Ontology annotation, molecular function: structural constituent of ribosome.